Molecule: messenger RNA, 1856 nt
Organism: Erigeron canadensis
Lineage: Eukaryota; Viridiplantae; Streptophyta; Magnoliopsida; Asterales; Asteraceae
Product: probable glycosyltransferase At3g07620
Exons: 4
Coding region: 142-1683 (513 amino acids)
Molecular function (GO): glycosyltransferase activity
Source: RefSeq, a predicted model, not a curated record
UUUAAAAAAAAACAGAACAUAUGACGCAUUUUUAGGAAUCGGAAGUUUCCAAGUAUAGCAUGCAAUAAACCGGACCACCUUGGGUUUCUUCCUUUUUCACCCUCCCUCCCUCUCUUAAUCUCACAAAAACCAACCAUAAACAUGUUUUGUAGAUCAAAGAAUCAAUCUUAUACUCUCGCAUCCGUCACACUCUUUGCUAUCGUUUUCGUCAUCGCAGUUUCUUAUGCGUCUAACCGUCUCUCUAUCCUUUCUCUUCCUUUUUCACCACCAUGGCUAUUUCGAUGGCCUUCAUCGUCAUCAAAUUUCUCAAUUCAUUCAAUCAAUCUCCAUCACUCACCGCCACAAUCACAAAUUUUAAGCCCUAAAACCGCGCUUUACUCCAUGUUUGAUUGUGAUUAUGAUGCGUGUAAAAAACAAAGUGGGAAAAUGAAUAACGUGGUGAGUAAAAUGAUCAAGGAGUUAAAAGAAGAAACAUUGUUGAGAAGAUUGAAGAACAAGAAUAUUCAUGACAAGAAGAUAGAGAAAAUUGAAGCCGAGCUUAGUAGAGCCAGGGUUUUGAUUAGAGACUCCUGGACCAGGAUUAAUCACAAUUGUUCAUUGUUUCCUCUGAACGAUCAUGAUUAUGUCCCGGAUGGGAGUAUCUACAGAGAUCCCUACAUGUUUCAUAGGAGUUAUUUACUAAUGGAGAAGUUGUUCAAAGUAUACAUAUAUGAAGAGGGAGAGCCACCCUUAUUUCACACAGGUCCUACAACAAACAUUUACUCAAUGGAAGGAGUUUUUCUCAACUUUAUAGAAAAUGACCCUAAUUUUCGUAUAUAUGACCCGGAUCAAGCUCAUGUCUAUUUUCUCCCAUUUAGUGUGGUCAUGAUCCUCAAUAAUCUUUUUGAUCCAAUGAUCCGUGAUAAAGCUGUCCUAGAACGCGUUAUUGGUGAUUAUGUGCAUACAGUUUCGUCAAGGUAUCCUUAUUGGAACCGAAGCCUUGGAUCAGAUCAUUUCAUGCUUUCUUGCCAUGAUUGGGGGCCUAGAGCAACAUGGUAUGUUCAUUCAUUAUAUUUCACUUCAAUACGUCUACUAUGCAAUGCAAAUACUUCAGAGUUUUUCAAUCCAAGAAAAGAUGCAUCAAUCCCAGAAAUCAAUCUUCUUAGAAAUGAGCCCACUACAAUUACCGGAGGUCUGCCAGCAUCUAACCGUACAGUCCUAGCGUUCUUUGCAGGCGGUCAAUUUCAUGGUAAGAUUAGGCCACUGCUUUUCCAACACUGGAAAGGUAAAGACAAAGACAUACAAAUAUACGACAGAGUGCCUAAAAAUGUAUCAUAUGAAGAAAUGAUGAAAACAAGCCGAUUUUGCAUAUGUCCUAGUGGAUUUGAAGUGGCAAGUCCGCGAAUAGUUGAAGCUAUCUAUGCUGAAUGUGUGCCCGUGUUGAUUUCUCAACACUAUGUUUUACCAUUUAGCGAUGUUCUUAACUGGGAUGCAUUUUCAGUCCGAGUGUCAGUGAAGGAAAUACCAAAUUUGAAGAAGAUUUUGUUGGGUAUAUCAGAUGAUAAGUAUACAAGAUUGCAGGAGAAUGUUAAGAAAGUACAAAGACAUUUUUCGGUGAAUUAUCCAGCAAAAAGAUAUGAUGUUUAUCAUAUGAUUCUACACUCGUUAUGGUUAAGACGGCUAAACUUACAGAUUUAUGGUUGAUAUAUGGAUCUUUCCUAGACAAACUAGUAUAGUGAAUUAUCAAGAUUUAAGGAUGCCUCCAGAAACUAGAAAAGUUAGUGUGACUCCCUCAAAGGGAGAUUGUUACAACUUGUAUAAUUUUGAUGUAACAAUACAAGUAAUUGUUGGGUUAUAUAACUAUUUAUCACAUCAAA